AGUGAAGUUGUCUUUUUUACAAUUUUGUUUAUUCGUGUGUUUAAGGUAAUUGGACAUUGCUACCACAAUGAUUUUCCCUGUGUUGUACAUAUUCAUCGCUGUGAAUAUUAUUUCUAGUACAGGUGUACAGAUAGACAUGAAUAGAGAAUAUUUUUACCACGGCAAGGAUUUAUUUUGUGCACAACUCCAGUGUACAGAAAACAUAAAAGGAGACACUCAGAUAUCAGCUCUUGUCAACAUGUCAGUCUAUAGGAUCAGUGAACCAGAGGGGAGGAUUUUGGUGGCGUCUAUUUCAGAAUCAGAUUCAAAGCUUCAAGAUUACAAAAGGGCUGGUACAAGAGUAGAUGGAAAAAUAUCGAAAACAUUUUCUGAAUUGGAAAUCUUUUUCUCGAAUCAUUCAGAUUGAAUUGUUGGCAUUUUUCUAUGUGAAAUACAUUAUGUGAAUACAACAGGAUCUGUGGAUAGAACUGGGAAACAGACGGAGAUUUUACAAAGAAAAUCACGUGACACAUUUCUAAUGAUGAAUUUAAAAGCUAAAACUUCAGACUAUGUUAAAUCUGUUGACACAAUGGCCGAUUUUCUCAAAUCGUUUGAAGACCCAGACAGACUGAAAGGUGCAGACAUGACAAUGUCAUUACAGAUGUCACAUUCUGGUGGCGAUAAGUUCAGCACAGACCAAAAUUUUAAUCCAACAGAUAACAAUUAUAAACAGAUAAGUUCAUCUACCCUUGAUGAUAAAAUGAUGGAUGAUAAAAUAAAGAAUUUAACUCUUGAUGUAAACGAAACUUUACAUAUUAUGGAAAACAGACUCAGUUCAAAAAUUGAUUUGAAUAAAAAUAGUUUUGCUGUUUUAAACGAAUCAUUGCAAACAAAGUUAGCCAACACACAGAACCAAACAGAAGAACUCAGUAUCAGAUUAAAUGAGAUGAAAAAUAAAAUGAAGGAAGAGCAUAUUAAUACAGCAUUAAAUUUGGUAGCCGGUCUCAACAAAACUCUACACGAAUUUAAAGACGAGUACAGCCGCCACCGUUUGAUUUUAAAAUUUACAAAACAGUGUGUCAGGAACGACAACUCAAGUCUACCAGAACAAAUGAUACUCCAACUAAAUGAAAACAAACUCGCCUUGUGUGAUACCAAAACUGACGGUGGAGAAUGGAUUGUUAUACAGAGACGUUUUAAGGGUGAUGUAAAUUUCAGCAGAAACUGGAGCGACUACAAAAAUGGUUUUGGAUCUUUGGAUGGAGAUUAUUGGCUGGGAAAUGACUGGAUCUCAAACCUCACACAAAACGGCUACAGUGAACUGAGGUUUGACAUGAAAUAUAAAGGUAAAUCCUACUACAUGGUUUACAGUAAUGUGACGGUAGGAAGUGAAGCAGAUUUGUACAGGAUAAAGUUUACAUACAAGACAGGCAACGCUACAGACAACUUAAGUGAACACAAUGGAAUGGCUUUUUCUACUUUAGAUAGAGACAAUGAUAGAUGGUCUGAUAACUGUGCUGAGAGAUGGAAAGGCGGCUGGUGGUAUAACGCAUGUCAUAAUGUCGACAUAAACGGUGUAUGGGCGAGUAAAGCUGAGGGUGAAGGCAUUAUCUGGGCCGGUAUAACAGGCUACAGAGAUUCUCUGGAGCUUGUGGAGAUGAAACUACGACGGCCGUGAUCAUAAAAGAUAACACAAAAACAGAACCUUGUGUUAUUACCGACUGAUGCAUGUCAAAUUUAAAUUAUUUCGCCAAAUGUACAAAUACUGCUUACAUGUAUAUAAAUGUUAUUUUAUUUUUAAUAUAAAAACUAUUGCUUAGUGUUUAAGUUGAAAUGAAACAAUAAAAAAACUGCUUUCCCUUAACUAAUGACGUCUGUCUACGGCUGAAUGAAAGUCUCUGUUGACUAGAUGUUUGUUUCUGCAGAGAUCCGUUGUGUAUCGUAUCAAUGAAUGUUUGAUAAAAUUGUAAUUCUUAAUUGGAAGAAAGUAAUGAUUUUCGUGAAUUUAAUAAUAGUGACAUUAAAUAGUUAUUACGUUUAGUGUAAUGAACAUAACAGAAAUGAUCAAAGAGAGGAUCAUUUAUUUACACCACCAGUUCCCAAAAGUUUUUGGGUGGCAAUUCUCCUUUAUAAAAACAAAAUGAACAGAGACGCCGAUACAAUUAAAAUAAACAUUAUCGUAUUAUCUAACACAACAGUUUGAGCUAACAUAGGAAAGUAUAAUUGGACUAUGGAAAUAUAGAAGCUACUGAAAAAGCCUCUCGUUUUUUUAGAGAAGAAAUAGAGGCAAAACGUUCUUAGAAUAUGCAUCCUUGUGAUAGGAUAAUAUACGACUAUCAACUUCUGAAGGUUUU
This is a messenger RNA of Physella acuta, 2333 nucleotides long. RefSeq names its product angiopoietin-related protein 7-like. Lineage: Eukaryota; Metazoa; Mollusca; Gastropoda; Physidae. The record is from RefSeq and is a predicted model, not a curated record.